AUGUCGCGCACUUUUAUCGAUGUUGUUUACAACGGGGAGUUGGCUUCGUUACAUGAUGACGACCUUAUCCGGUUACUCUAUACACAAUUUACACCGGAAAUCGACCACUUGAAAAAUGUCCCACGCGCAGUGGAAAAAGCCGAUCAGAACAAAAGUGGCCCAGAAGGAAAUAUAACAGAGAAGGCACUCAGUCCAUCACGACUAUUAUUUGGCGAGGACUUUGAUGAAGUGAAUCGAACUAUUACCAAUGUCCGUGCGGUGAAGUGGCUGCUUGCCAAUGAAUAUGAGGCCUUUUCAGCGAACCAAGCUGUGAAAUUAUCGGCGCAAACUUUCAAGGCCUUUAGAGAUAGAGCAUUGCUUUCAUUAAACGAUCCGGAUAAUCUGGUUGCUUUGGUUGUGGCUCUUGUUGUGGGUGAUAUGGGCAAGGACCCGCACUUAGCCGAUGAGAUCGCCGCGUUGAGUGGGGUGAAAAGCAACGAGAACCACGAUACUCUUCUUGCUCAGGCUGUCGGAUGCGGUAUGUUGGAUAAACCGUUGAGUUUACUUUCCAAUACACGCCGCGAAGAUGUGAUUUUGGGAAUCAGAGUUGGGGCUGUUUUGAAUAUCCCGCAAUUGAUGCAGGGGGAAAAUGUCCCUGGAAGUUUAAAACCAGUCCUUCAAUUCCGGGACCAUCUUUCAGCCUUUACGCUCAAAUAUCUCGAGAUUAUUUUCGAUGUUGCCGGUGCUGCCGGUCAUAUUGAUAGCCGCAGUGCGAAGCGCAUGAUCGAGCCGGUUUGCGAAUCAUUCCUCCAGGCCUGGCCAAUCCUAGAAGCUAUAGUUACCAGCCAAACGAGUCACGCCGAAACCUCACUGAAAGAAGCAUACGAUCAGGUCCUACAGAACCGUGGAAGACUGGUGAAUCAAAUGGGCUUUCUGUCAGUCUUGUCAACCAGCAACCCUGCCGAGCGGGCUCUUCUUCGCCUUUUCGCGAUGGGACGUGUGGCCGAUCAAGAAACAGCAGACCAAGUUCAAAAGGCUUUUACCACAUUACCCGAGAUAGAAUGCCUUGUGCAAGGACUUAAUGUUAAUGGUAUUGAUGACGGCGAAGCCAUACUAUUAUACUACAUGCCCGCCCUAUUCGCAGGAACACUUCAAGCUGUGCCUGAGCCUGAAGAGCGGACAGAAGCAUUGACAAGCUUGAUGAGAUUUAUGGUUCGCUUAUUUGAUGGUUCAAAACCCCAGCCUGGUACUGCGGGCUCUAUUAAGGAGUGUGAUGUUUCAGCUGCGGUGGAUUUUGUACGUUCUUCGGAUUUUCGUCCACGAUUUUUUGAUGGCUAUACUUUGCCUGUAGGUUCAUAG
Messenger RNA from Penicillium angulare, 1338 nucleotides. RefSeq lists its product as uncharacterized. NCBI's taxonomy places the organism in Eukaryota, Fungi, Ascomycota, Eurotiomycetes, Eurotiales, Aspergillaceae. The record is from RefSeq and is a predicted model, not a curated record. The coding region runs from base 1 to 1338 and encodes 445 amino acids. The transcript has a single exon.